Molecule: messenger RNA, 1767 nt
Organism: Ilyonectria robusta
Lineage: Eukaryota; Fungi; Ascomycota; Sordariomycetes; Hypocreales; Nectriaceae
Exons: 4
Coding region: 1-1767 (588 amino acids)
Biological process (GO): DNA-templated transcription
Molecular function (GO): DNA binding; zinc ion binding
Source: RefSeq, a predicted model, not a curated record
AUGUCCUUUAGAAAUGGUAGCGCCGGGCAUGGGUACUUUGGAAAUGAUGCAAACGCUGCCAACACGCCACGACCUUCACAGCGCAAGGAAACUGCUCAGGAAUGCCGGUAUCCGUUUCUUCAUCCGGUGAUUCCUUACAUACGCGAUAUCAUUUCAGUUUCCACGGUAUGCGAGUUAUUCGACAUCUUCCUUACUGAUCCCGGGAGCUCGCUGUUCCAUUGCGCUUCACCAUUCAUCCUUACCAAGAUUUUCCGCAAAAGGUCUAUACUCCAUCCUACCAAACCUCGUCGUACAACACCAGCCUUAAUCGCCACUAUUUUGUGGUGUGUUGCUCAAACAGCCGACAUUAUGAUAUUACAGGUCCCUGGAUCAAGACCCAGAAUCUUGAAUCAACUUUACGACGUCAUCACUUCACUCAUCUCACAACGAGAUCCGGACAGAUGGCGUCACGUAGAUGGAAGUUUAAGGGCUGACAAAGAUGCUGCUGGUCAUGGGUUAGAUGGUUCUCUGGUAUCACCGCCGGCAACGCCUGCAAAUGAAGUUGUUGGGGAAAUCGACGACGUGCUAACUUUUCUUCUCUUGACUAUCACUGUGUCGGGCUUGGACUGCAAACCAGACUGCCAGAAAUGGUGGUCGAAGGCCACCAGACUAGUGAUCUCUUUGAGGCUUAACCGUGAGGAUGAACGCUGCCUUGAGGCUGAGCAGCCUUGUCCGAAUCCACUCUGUGUUUGCCAGAGAACUCAACUAGAACCUACGCUCGCUAACAUGGAGCAACGCGAAGAGCGUCGACGUGUCUUCUGGCUUUGCUUUAGCUUGGACCGUCAUCUAGCUUUGUCAUUCAAUUCUACUGUUUUGAUACCCGACUCUUGCUGCGAGGUCUACGCGCCGUUACCCGAAACCGUCUGGGAGAACCUGGACUCGAUACCACUCGGAGAUUUACCAAACCGAACACUGGCGCCUCCUGUUACUGCCACCGGAACCUCAUUUUUCGAGUACUUUCUGCCUUUGAUGGUGAUCCUCGGUGAUAUUAUUGAGAUCCAUCAUAGACGCCAGCAUCCCAGGCUGGGAGGUGACGACAAUGACCAUUUUGUGCUCUCAAUACGAAAGCUCUUGGAACAAUACGAAGUCAGCCUUGAAACUCUCGACGAGAAUCCACAUCGGCCGAACUCGACCACUUUCCCUCACGAAGUAACGUCAACUACAAACUCGGACAUUCGCCACGAAGCUCCGACAAGCAGAGGCAGCUCAGAUCAGGCGCAGCUCCAAAUUGUACGCGCUUAUGGCAGACACAUUAUGCAUGUUCUUUAUGUGCUUCUAUAUGGAAAAUGGGACGCCAUUUGUAUGAUGGACGAUGACGAUGGCUGGAUUACCUCUGGAGGAUUUGGCGAGUGUGCGUCCCAUGCUAUUUCGGCCUCUCAGACAAUUGCAACAAUCUUGGAGAUUGACCCCGAGUUGACCUUCAUGUCCUACCUUUUUGGCAUCUAUUUAUUGCAUGGAAGCUUCAUUUUCUUGUUGUUUGCCGACAGAAUGCCUCAACUUGGACCGAACCAGUCAGUGGAGCUCGCAUGCGAAAACAUCAUUCGGGCCCACGAGGUAUCCAUUGUCACGCUGAAUACCGAGUUUCAGAGAACAUUUAGAAAGGUCCUACGAUCAACGCUGUAUAGUGUUAGAGGACACAAUGGAGCAAACAUGGAGGCGCACAGAGCUAGGCGGAGGGUGUUAUCGUUGUACAGGUGGACAAAAGGUGUUCGAGGACUCAAUAUUUAG